Messenger RNA from Trichomonas vaginalis G3, 1938 nucleotides. RefSeq names its product 3'-5' exonuclease protein. Gene Ontology annotation, biological process: exonucleolytic trimming to generate mature 3'-end of 5.8S rRNA from tricistronic rRNA transcript (SSU-rRNA, 5.8S rRNA, LSU-rRNA); TRAMP-dependent tRNA surveillance pathway; nuclear polyadenylation-dependent rRNA catabolic process. The coding region runs from base 1 to 1938 and encodes 645 amino acids. The record is from RefSeq and is a predicted model, not a curated record. Gene Ontology annotation, cellular component: nuclear exosome (RNase complex); nucleolus. Gene Ontology annotation, molecular function: nucleic acid binding; 3'-5'-RNA exonuclease activity. The transcript has a single exon. Lineage: Eukaryota; Parabasalia; Trichomonadida; Trichomonadidae.
AUGAAUGAUGAAAUUAUAGUAACUAUGCCAGUUGUAUCAUCUCCUUUUAUGGAAGAGAUACAUGCUGCAUUUGAUAGUAUCCAGAAGUUAGAAAAUUUGUUUUUAUCUCCUUCUGCACCAGAUUUAUCAUCAUUUUAUCACACAUUCAAGAGACUUGUAGGCGAAGUUACAUCAUACGUUGGUCCAUAUCCUAUUCCAGAAAUUGAUGAACUUCUUAAAAACACUCAAACACCAUACGUUCCUACUUCGUUAGUUUCAUUUUAUACAAAUUUCGAUCCGAAACUUCCUCAACAACAAGGAAAUUCGUACACAACUAAAAUGGAUCCAGUUAUUCCACCAUCAAACCCUACGGUUGAUUUAUUAAAAUACCCUCAAAUAAAUUCAGUCCAAUUUUCAUUAAUUGAUACAAAAGAACAAAUAGAAAGCCUUAUAUCUACGAUUUCUUCAUCACCUGAUAAAGCAAUUGGUGUGUCAGUCAUAGAUCAUUAUUUUCCAAAUGUAAUAUGUGUUCUUUGCAUAUCAACGCGUGAUUGCGAGUAUCUUAUUGAUGUUCUAGAACUUCCUGAUGCUAUUACUUCUCUUGCUCCUAUCUUUUCUGCCCGAGAUAUUACGAAAGUUUUCGGAAAUGCAGCCCAUUGCUGUAAAUUACUUCAUCAAGCUGGUAUAUCCGAUAUCUACAACUCAUUUGAUGUUACUACAGCGGCACAACACUUAAAUAUCUCUACUUCUCUUGAAGAUUUAACUCAAGAUUUCCGAAAUCGUCUUCAAGAAGGCUGGAUUCCUGAUUCCGCCCGUAAGGUUGUUCCUCCUCCAGACUUCCCGCACAAUAAAGUAUGCGAUUCCGAGAAAUUAAGCCAAAUUUUGACAGAAUCAGAGUCAAAUGCGAUGCAAGAUUGGCGAAUUCGUCCUCUUUCACUAUCCCAGAUGCGCCUUGCCAGACAAAGAGUCCAUUAUCUCCUAUAUUUAUACGACUCUCUGCGUCUAAAACUCACAGAAGAAUCUACGAAACUUCUUGACAAAACCAUUGCGAUUUCCCAUCACAAAGCAUCGAUGGAUUGGACCAGUUACCGUACAAUGAUCAUCAGCCCCAAUGGUGCAAUCCUUGCUGCAGCGUACGGCCAACCAAUUCCUUCCGCAAAUGUCCUGAGAUCCAUUAAAAACGCCCGACAAAACGAAACAAACAACGGAAUUCUUCCACAAGCGAUUAUGUCCGAUGCUGCUUUAACAUGGUGCGCAUUGACACUUCCAACAAACCAGAAGGCUCUGGAUGCUGCUCUCAUUGAGUCAUCCCCGAAGCACAAGCAGAUGUAUGCCCCUGAUCCGCAUUCAAUUCCAAAAAGACUUUCUGAUGAAAUUAUCAAAGAAAAAAGUGUCAAUGAAAAUUACGAAAUCAAGUCACCACCGUCUAAAACUCUUGAUGAGAUUGUUGCAGAGAUCGGAUGGGUUCCUUCUGAAGAGAACUUGGAAUCUCCAAAGCGCCCAAGUGAAGUACAUCUCGCAUUGGACACAACUGUUUCUCCACGUGUUGCAAAAAGCGCAAAAGGAAAAACACAGACACCUGCUGGAGCUUAUCUCAGGCACUUAAGAGAUCCGGACCAGCCAACAUCUGUUUCAAGACAAAUUGAUGGAAUUCCUAGAACAGAAGCUCAGAUUUUCGCUCUGGCAAAUAAUGUCAGAUUACUUCAAAAGAUCAAUGGAAAAACAAAGACGAAACUUGCAGCUGCAAAAGAGGAAACUCUGCCUGAUGAAUCUCCUGAAGACGUCUUGAGAGCGUUGGUCGGAAUGAAUUAUAUUGAUGAAGCUGACGCAAACCAAAUAAAGGCAAAAAUGAACGCGCCAAAACCAACAAAACCAGCGGCUAAGCCUGCAGCGAAACCUGCUGAGAAGAGAGGUAGAUCGAAAGACUCGAAAACCCAUAAAUAUCUUAAAUAUUGGUAA